Molecule: messenger RNA, 677 nt
Organism: Leptonychotes weddellii (Weddell seal)
Lineage: Eukaryota; Metazoa; Chordata; Mammalia; Carnivora; Phocidae
Source: RefSeq, a predicted model, not a curated record
AUGGGCAUGACUUGGGCCCAUUACCUUCCCCUGACCAAAGAGGUGAGGAUCAAAGUCAAUCCCAUUCGAAGUAGCAGCUUAUCAGCCUUACUGCUUUCAAAGUCAGUGCCCAGUGUGCCUGGUCCGCGGGGAAAUCCAUUCCGUGGGAGGAGGCCUGGGUGGAGGGAGCGUGGGGGCAUCCACGGCACCACUGUCCUUCCCAGGGGAGACGUGGUGAACCAGGACGACCUGUACCAGGCCUUGACUAGCGGGCAGAUUGCAGCUGCUGGACUGGAUGUGACGACCCCAGAACCGCUGCCUACAGACCACCCUCUCCUGACCCUGAAGAACUGUGUGAUCCUGCCCCACGUUGGCAGCGCCACCUAUGGAACCCGAAACACCAUGUCCUUGUUGGCAGCUAACAACUUGCUGGCUGGCCUGCGAGGGGAGCCGAUGCCCAGUGAACUCAAGCUGUAGCCAGACAGGAGGCGCUGAGGGCCAGGAGGCCCACUGUGCCCCUGGGGUCUGUCAGUGAGCGCAGGCUGGACUUGGACCCACAGGACGGAAGCCAAGGAAAAAAGUCUCAUCUGUUCUGAUCCUGCAGAAGGGAGACUGGUGCUGAUACACGGGCUUGCCGCUUUUGUGGUUGGAAACUCUUGAGCCAAAAGUAUGUGAUCUUAUUAAAUAGUUCUCUGAGA